CUGCGCAUGCGCCAAGAGAGCACCAGCUGGCCCAAUCAGCUAUUUUACCCCCACACGCCAAAAAAUCUGAGAGUGAUUUCCAGAAGAUGGCGACCGCUCUGGUGGUAUCAACCUCAGUCCCUACUAAUCCUGAAAAGGAAAAAUGUGUAACAACCAUUCCAAAGGUGUUGAGUCCUGAAUCCUACAUCAAGCAUCCAUUACAAAACAAGUGGGCUCUUUGGUUUUUCAAGAACGACAAAAGCAAAACAUGGCGAGCCAACCUGCGUCUCAUCUCAAAAUUCGACACUGUGGAAGACUUCUGGGCAUUAUACAACCACAUUCAGCUAUCAAGUAAUUUGAUGUCCGGCUGUGACUACUCACUGUUUAAGGAUGGGAUUGAGCCCAUGUGGGAGGAUGCACAGAAUCGACGAGGUGGCCGCUGGCUGAUAACUCUGUCCAAGCAGCAGCGUAGAGCAGACCUGGAUCGGUUCUGGUUGGAGACGCUUUUGUGUCUUGUGGGCGAAGCUUUUGGUGACUACAGUGAUGACGUGUGCGGAGCCGUGAUCAAUGUGCGAGCCAAAGGAGAUAAAAUAGCAAUAUGGACCACGGACUACGAAAACAAAGAUGCCAUCACACAAAUAGGGCGUGUGUACAAAGACAGAUUAGGCGUCCCACCAAAAGUGAUCAUCGGAUACCAGUCACAUGCAGACACGGCCACAAAGAGCGGCUCCACAACCAAGAACAAGUUUGUUGCCUGAACACCGGAAUCACCCACCAUGCCUUUUUCUGUUCUGUAAUGUUUCCAUGAAUGUAACUGACGUGUUUACCCACUAACAAACAUUUGAAGUGGAGAUAAAGCUGUUUCCUUUCUGUUUGUUUCUAUUUGUUGCCUCUUCACCAAAGCUUUUGUUUACAGUGAGAGGAUGUGCAGCUGAAAUGUAGCACUGUUGUCUGAACUUUAUUUUGUGUGUUGGUGGGCUGAAGAUGAGCAAAAGAUGUUUUGAUGCCCAUAUCUCAGUUUCAAAUGCAGCUGCAUAUUGUUGGAGAAUUUGUUGUUCUUUAUCCUUCACUUAAGUGUUUGUCAGUUAUUUUCUUAAAGUACUCAAAGUAAAACAUUUUCGACUUGGGUAUCAGCUGUAGCUCUUUGUUAGUCCUGUAAUGUGACACAGUCAGUUUACAAUAUAAAUGUGUUGAUUUAUUGCACUUUUAGUUGCACAGUGGAGUUUUUAACCAUACAUUGCAACUCAACGCACAUCUUCUGAACAUGAACAGCACUAACAGGUGGAUUAAAAAACUUGAAUUCAGCAGAGUCAUAGAGGUUUUGACAUCUUUGUGCAGUUGUUUUUCAGUUUGACAAAUUAUUUAAAAGUCACUUUAUUGCUGUUGUAUCAAAUAGAAUAUCUAAAAGUGAGCUGUUUUCUUUCUCGUGAAGCAGCUUGUGCAAUAUAGGAAGAAAUAAUAUUGAGGUGUGUGGUGCUUCGUCAAGAUUUUAAAGUCUGCCACUCAAGCAAAACACAAAUUUCUUGUUAAAAUGGAUCAGGAAGCAUUGUAACUAUGUGCCUCAGAUUUAUCACAAGAGCAAAAGUGAGCCAUUCAUACCUGAGCUCUUGAUAUACUUUAACCUCUUAUGAAUCUUGAGUUUUGAGUUUAAGAGCACAGAAAGAUGUCAGUGAUAAAAGCAGCAUUUUGCAUCUCAGUCUGUCUUAAUAGUGAGGAUGAUAUUUUUUCAAAUGUACAUAUUGUUUGGUAUGUCUUUUCCCGUACAAGUGCACAAGCCAUGUUACAGUGUAAAAUGUUUAGUCAAAAAGUUUACUUGUUAGUUUGGUACUGAUCUACUGCUUUGAUGAAGUGUACAUAGUCCAAUCUGGAUAUUGUUUUGUAUGUGGCAAACACAAAAAAAAGUAAAGGUUUGGAGGGAUUGAACUGUGCCUUGAAUGUAACACCCUGUCCUAUAUUUUGAUGUACAAAGGAGUGAUAAAAAUAAAAUUAAAAAUUAAGUUUGAAUCA
Messenger RNA from Epinephelus lanceolatus (giant grouper), 1986 nucleotides. RefSeq names its product eukaryotic translation initiation factor 4E-1A-like. Gene Ontology annotation, cellular component: cytoplasm; eukaryotic translation initiation factor 4F complex. NCBI's taxonomy places the organism in Eukaryota, Metazoa, Chordata, Actinopteri, Perciformes, Serranidae. The record is from RefSeq and is a predicted model, not a curated record. Gene Ontology annotation, biological process: translational initiation. Gene Ontology annotation, molecular function: translation initiation factor activity; RNA 7-methylguanosine cap binding.